Messenger RNA from Rhizophagus irregularis DAOM 181602=DAOM 197198, 1131 nucleotides. Lineage: Eukaryota; Fungi; Glomeromycota; Glomeromycetes; Glomerales; Glomeraceae. The record is from RefSeq and is a predicted model, not a curated record.
GGUUAAAGCAUAUACAAAUCAAAAAAUAGAUAAUAUUCUUAAAAUAUAUGGAAUAUCCCAAAAUCCAAAUACAAAAGAAUAUAUCAUGGUUCUUGAAUAUGCAGAAGGUGGAAAUUUCAAUAGUUAUUUAAAGCUAUAUUGUAAAGAUUUUAAUUGGUCUAAUAGAUUAGAAAUAUUAACUAAUAUUAUUGAAGGUCUUAAUAAAAUUCAUCAAAAACAAAUGGUUCACCGUGAUUUUCAUACUGGGAAUAUAUUAUUUACAAAAUUGAAAAAAUAUGGUGAUUAUAUGGCAUGUAUUUCUGAUAUGGGAUUAUGUAAAAAAGUUAAUGAUAUUAAUGAAACAAAUAUUUAUGGAGUUAUGCCUUAUGUAGCUCCUGAAGUGUUAAAAGGAAAUCCUUAUACUCCAGCAGCAGAUAUAUACAGCUUUGGUAUGAUUAUGUAUGUCAUAGCAACUGGAAAACAACCUUUUUCUAAUUGUGCUCAUGAUGAGGUUCUAGCAUUAAAUAUAUGCAAUGGAAUUAGACCUGAAAUUAAUGAUCAAAUUGCACCAAAAUGUUAUACUAACCUAAUGAAAAAAUGUUGGGAUUCAAAUCCAGAUAAUAGACCAAAUUCAGUUGAAAUAAAGAAAUUGAUUAGAUCAUUUAGAAGUUCUCAAUUUGACGAGACAAGAGAAUAUAGAAAUGAAAUGUUUGAGUUAAUAAAAAAUAAUCAAUUAACUACUCAUGCACAAGCUAUUUAUACAUCUCGAUUACUUAAUCCUUUUACAAAAAAUCUUCCAAAAUAUAAUGAUAAUAUUAAUAAUAAUACAGUAGAAAUUACUGAUUUUACAAACUUAUAAGUUAUACCAUUCUUUGUAAAAAAAAUGAUGGUUUAAAAUUUAAGUAAAAGAAUGUAUUAAACUUCAAAUAAAUAACAUAAAUAUGAAUAGCAGAAAUUAUUUGACUAAAUUUGUGGCAUAUCCUUUCAGUUAAUAUUUACUUUUCGGAAAAUUUAUUAUACUACAUAAAAUUAUUUAUCAUUAGAUAGUAGUUUUAUAUUUACUAGUUUUUGUUUAACACUGAUUAUAGAGUAAUUUGUAAAACUUUUUUACAUAAUACAAAUCAGUUUGUAAUUAAACAAAAUUUUACUUUU